AUGGGUGGCGGCGUCCCAGGGGCCCUCCCAGGGACGGCCGCGCCUCCAGGAACCCUCCAUGGGGAGGCAGCGGCCCUAGCAGCCCUCCCAAUGGCGGCGGCGACUCCAGGGGCCCUCUCAGGAGCGGCGGCAAUCCCUAGGGCCCUCCCAGAAUUGGCGGCAGCCCCAGGAUCCCUCCCAGGGCCGUCGGUACCCAAGGGGCCCUCGAAGGGCCGUCGGUACCCUAGGGGCCCUCGCAGCGAUGGCAGCGAACCCAGGAGUCCUCUCAGGCGCACUGACGACCACAAGGGGCCUGUCAGUGGCAUCAGCGUUUCCAGGGACUCUCCCAAUUGCGGCGGCGCCCACAGAGGCCCUCCCGGUACCACCACUCCUGACAGGGCCCCUGGGAUCGCCGCCGCACCUGGGGGCGCUACUGUCCUUGACAGGGCCCCUGGAGGUGCCACCGCCCCUGGCAGGGCUUCUGGAAACACCACUGCCCCUGGCAGGACCCCUGUGGGCGUCCCCCGGCAGAACCCGCCACCUCCCCUGGAAGGGAUUCUGUGGGCUCCACUUCCCCUGAGAGGGUCCCUGGAGGUUCCAGCACUCCUAACAGGGGCCUCUGGGUCGCUGCCGCUCGAUCGGAUCCCACCAGAGGAAAUGAAUAAGAAGAUCAAGAGCCGACUAUCAAAGACCUCAAAAUCCAUUAAGGAAUAUCUCCAUUCUGAUGCCUUUUUCUUGGUGUCUGAUCCUCUUUCUCUGGCCAGAUAA
This is a messenger RNA of Homarus americanus (American lobster), 747 nucleotides long. RefSeq names its product cuticle collagen 2-like. The record is from RefSeq and is a predicted model, not a curated record. Bases 1 to 747 code for a protein of 248 amino acids. Lineage: Eukaryota; Metazoa; Arthropoda; Malacostraca; Decapoda; Nephropidae. The transcript has 2 exons.